GCCCGCCGCGGGGCAUUGUGGGACGGGAGCUCCAAAAUGGAGAACGCCAGGGAUGCGCCAGGGAAGGCGAGCCGCUGGUUUGGGGUCUCGCAGUCUAAAUCGGCCAAGACGAGUGUGAAUAUCCUGCAGCAGGAGGAGCUGAUAGCCCAGAAAAAACGGGAGAUCGAGGCCCGGCUGGAGCAGCAAGCCAAGCAGAAUUCCUUGAGCAUCCAGCAGCUGCCUCUGUUGGGAGAAGAUGAUGGAGGUGACAAUGAAGCCUGUGUUUCCAACAAGUUUGUUAAUGAUGGCAGUUUCCUCCAGCAGUUUCUCAAGCUGCAGAAGGAAAAAUCAAGUGCUGAACCUCCCCCAGGUUCUGCCAGUAACUCCGCAAACACCUCCCCUGCUGGGAAGAAGCCUCUGCUGUUCGGGAAGCGCCCUGGGCAGGUCCUCAGCAUGCUGCACCAAGCCAAGAACUACUCCCACUCCAAACAGAGCCCAGUCCUCACCCGGCUCAGUGUCUUCCAGUCCCCAGAUGAAGAGGAAGAGGAAGAUUAUGAGCAGUGGUUGGAAAUUAAAGUUUUACCCCCAGAGGAUGCUGAGACCAGACAAGUGGUGGAAAAACUGGCUAGGUUCGUGGCUGAAGGGGGACCAGAGUUAGAGAAGGUGGCAAUGGAAGACUACAAGGAUAACCCAGCUUUUUCGUUUUUGCAUGAUAAGAACAGCAGAGAAUUCCUUUACUACAGAAAGAAAGUGGCAGAGAUAAGAAAGGAGAAUCAAAGUUCUCAGGCAUCCUCUUCUCAGAAAGUUUCACCCCCAGAGGAUGAAGAGACCAAGAACUCUGCUGAGAAACUGGCCAGGUUCAUAGCAGAAGGGGGUCCUGAGGUGGAAGCUAUUGCCUUGCAGAACAACAGAGAGAACCAUGCUUUCAGGUUUUUAUAUGAGCCAAACAGCAGAGGCUACAAGUACUACAGGCAGAAGCUGGAGGAGUUCCGGAAGGCCAAAUCCAGCCCUGCCCCUACUCCUUCCCCUCUAGAGCCCACUCUGAAAAGGAAGAACAGCCCUGAAGCAUCACCAUCACCUUUGCCCUUACCAGCUUUGCCCUUGCCCUCACCUUUACCUUUGCCUGUCCCCUCCCCUCUGCCCUUGCCCCUGCCUGUCCCCUCCCUGCUGCCCCUUCCCUCCCUCUUGCCUAUGCCCCUUCCCUCCCCACUCCCUUUGCCCCUUCCUGUGCCCUCCCCACUGCCUCUGCCCUCCCCUUCCCCAUCCUCCUCCACCACCCCCCCUGAGCAGGCAGCUCCAGCCCUUGCCACCACCACCACUGCAGCCCCAGGCACCACUAAAAAGAAGAGGAAGAGCAGAUGGGGGCCGGAGGAGGAGAAAGUUGAACUACCCCUCCCACAGCUCAUCCAGCACCUGGAUUCCCCCUCCCCUCUUUCAGUUCAGGACCUGAAAGGUCUUGGCUAUGAAAAAGGGAAGCCAGUUGGUUUGGUGGGUGUGACAGAGCUCUCAGAAGCCCAAAAGAAACAGCUGAAGGAGCAGCAGGAGAUGCAGCAGAUGUAUGACAUGAUCAUGAAGCACAAGAGAGCCAUGCAGGAGAUGCAGAUGAUGUGGGAAAAAGCAAUUCAGCAGCACCAGCAUGGCUAUGACAGUGAUGAGGAGGUGGACAGUGAGCUGGGGACGUGGGAGCAUCAACUGAGACGCAUGGAGAUGGACAAGACCCGAGAGUGGGCUGAGCAGCUGACCCAGAUGGGCAGAGGGAAACAUUUCAUUGGAGACUUUCUUCCACCUGAUGAGCUGGAGAAGUUCAUGGAGACAUUCAAGGCAUUGAAGGAAGGACGUGAGCCAGAUUAUUCUGAAUACAAAGAGUUCAAACUGACUGUGGAAAACAUAGGUUAUCAAAUGCUAAUGAAGAUGGGCUGGAAGGAAGGAGAGGGACUUGGCUCAGAUGGACAAGGGAUUAAAAACCCAGUCAGCAAAGGAACCACUGCUGUGGAUGGAGCUGGGUUUGGCAUUGAUCGUCCUGCUGAGCUGACCAAGGAGGAUGAUGAGUACGAGGCCUUCCGGAAGCGCAUGAUGCUGGCUUAUCGCUUCCGACCAAACCCUCUGAACAAUCCACGACGACCUUACUACUGAGAAGGCUCUGGGGACAAGGUCUUUCCAAACCAGUUGUGAUGUUUCCUGUGAGAUGUUAUGAAAACUGCAUUGCCAUUCUCUUCUUUCCUAACAUUGUGAAACCUCCUGAAGUCAUGAUACCAUCUCUCACCCAGAAGGAACCAGCCUGCCAGCCCACACUCUUGCACCAGUGUCACGACAGCCCCGUCGUGAGGAGGCUGGGGUGGUGGGUGCAGUGCAGGUGAAAUGGAGACCUUGACACCUGGAAGGGCACCAAAGAUACCAAUAGGAACAGUUCAGGGACUCCAUUCCUGCUUAGCUCAGUGCCAUGUGACAAGGAAUGAAUUUUUUUGCAGCUUGUGCUGCUCUGGGGUUGGUUGGUUUUUUGUUUGGUUUGGAUUUGGAACAUAGGGGAUUGUCUCCCACCCAGCUUGUUGUUCAGUCAGGCUGUUGUUCCCUAAAGAACUGACUUCUGAGGCUGUCUUGAAGCUGGAAGUACAGCCUGACCUUCAACUGUCAUUGCAAAACCAGUGCCUGGUUGGUUUCUCCCUGCCUUGUGGAAGGCAAGGAUGUGGCUGCAAGGGUUGAGGGGCUGAGGGGCAAGUUCAGAGGCAACAACUUCUUGAUUUCUUGAACACAAAGCUCAGCCAAGAGGAGAUUUGCUGACACUCUGGAUGGGGCUGGGAGGGUGAAGAUCCAAGCCCUUCAAACACAGUUUGUCAAAGCCUGUUUGGCUUUUGUGGUCAUAAGAAACCCCUCUGCAAGUAUGAAUUUUCUUCAUUUGUUCUGUAAAUAAAAUAAAACUCAUUUGUUCCUUAGUUUCAAGCACUGAA
Calypte anna (Anna's hummingbird) is the source of this 2924-nucleotide messenger RNA. It is a transcript of the gene SUGP1, whose product is annotated as SURP and G-patch domain containing 1. The record is from RefSeq and is a predicted model, not a curated record. NCBI's taxonomy places the organism in Eukaryota, Metazoa, Chordata, Aves, Apodiformes, Trochilidae. The coding region runs from base 37 to 2112 and encodes 691 amino acids. Gene Ontology annotation, biological process: RNA processing. Gene Ontology annotation, molecular function: RNA binding. The transcript is spliced from 14 exons. Gene Ontology annotation, cellular component: nucleoplasm.